Glycine soja is the source of this 2758-nucleotide messenger RNA. Its product is annotated as acylamino-acid-releasing enzyme-like. The record is from RefSeq and is a predicted model, not a curated record. Gene Ontology annotation, biological process: proteolysis. The coding region runs from base 16 to 2499 and encodes 827 amino acids. Gene Ontology annotation, molecular function: serine-type endopeptidase activity; protein binding. The transcript is spliced from 18 exons. NCBI's taxonomy places the organism in Eukaryota, Viridiplantae, Streptophyta, Magnoliopsida, Fabales, Fabaceae.
UGGAUAAAUAAAUAAAUGGCAUGCAGCAGGGUAGCUAAUUGGUGUGUAGCAGUAGCAGUAUCACCAUCAACUUUAUUCCCCCGAAUUUCUCCCACUCUUAAUCCUAAUCUUAAUUAUUUAUCAUCAUCAGUAGCACCCACCCCUCUCUCUCUUUCUCUCACUGGCAGCAGAAGGUUUUCAUCCUCACCCGUUUCAGCCAUGGAUAAGGAAGACGCAGCGGCGGCGGAGCAAGAAUACGCACUUCACUCCACCUUACUCCUGGAAUUCACCGCCAUUUCCGCCAUCGACAAGGCAUGGCUCUUCAAAUCCCACACUCACACCGCCUCGGCUUCUUCUUCGCAUGCAAUGUUCUGCGUUAGUCAACCCAACCUCUUGGUCAACAAGAGGAAGAAAUCCAUCGUCUCCGCCACCAUUCUCACACAAAACGACGCCUCCUCCGUCACGUUUCAGUGGGCUCCGUUUCCGAUCCAAGUUUCCGGAGUCUCCGCAAUGGUUCCGUCUCCUUCUGGAUCCAAGCUUCUAAUCGUUCGAAAUCCCGAGAGCGAUGGCCCUUGCCGCUUCGAAAUCUGGAGCUCCUCUCAACUCCAAAAGGAGUUCCAUAUCCCUCCAUCUAAGCAUGGUUCUGUCUACACUGAUGGAUGGUUUGAGGGAAUUUCUUGGAAUUCGGAUGAAACUUGUAUAGCGUAUGUAGCUGAAGAGCCGGCCCCUACAAAGCCCACAUUCAAUGAUCUGGGUGGCUACAAGAAAGCUGGUUCUUCAGAAAAGGAUUGUGGUACCUGGAAAGGCCAAGGGGAGUGGGAGGAGGACUGGGGAGAGACAUAUGCAGGGAAGAGGCAGCCUGCGCCUUUUGUCAUCAACAUCAACAGUGGAGAAGUACAAGCAGUCAAAGGAAUUGACAAGUCUUUGAGUGUCGGACAAGUUGUGUGGGCUCCAUCAACUGAAGGCUCUGCGCAACAUCUGGUUUUUGUUGGAUGGACAUUUGAGACAAGAAAGCUUGGUAUUAAGUACUGCUAUAACAGGCCAUGUGCAUUAUAUGUUGUUAAAGCACCACACCAUGAGUCAAAAGCUAAUGAAACUGAGAUUCACUCAACUGAAGAUGUUCAGGCUGUUAACCUAACUCAAACCAUAAGUAGCGCUUUCUUUCCACGGUUCAGCCCAGAUGGAAAGUUUCUUGUAUUUGUAUCUGCAAGAAGCUCGGUUGAUUCUGGAGUCCAUUCUGCUACUGAUUCACUUCAUAGAAUUGAUUGGCCUGAAGAUUCAAAGCUUUAUAAAUCAGCUAAAAUUCAUGAAGUGAUUCCAGUUGUGUUGUUUGCUGAGGAUGGUGGCUUCCCUGGGCUUUACUGUUCAACUAUCCUUAGUGAUCCAUGGCUUUCUGAUGGCUACACUUUGGUUAUAGCAUCUAUCUGGCACAGCAGUCAAGUUUUACUUUCCAUCAAUGUGUUGAGUGGAGAACUAUUGCGUAUCACCCCUGCUGACUCAAACUUCUCUUGGAGUCUCCUUGCAUUGGAUGGGAACAAUAUUCUUGCUGUUUCUAGCAGUCCAGUAGAUGUUCCUCAAAUCAAGUAUGGAGCCAUUGUUAAGAAGGCAGCUAAUAAUAAAGAAUGGAGUUGGUCAGAUGUCGCAAAUCCCAUAUUUAAAUGCUCUGACAAGGUUAGAUCCUUGAUCUCCUCUCUUACAUUCAGUAUAAUGAAGAUCUCAGUCAAGGAUAUUUCUGCUAGCUUAACAAAAGGUGCUAGUCAACCAUAUGAAGCUAUAUUUGUGUCAUCAAAAACUAAGAAAAGUGAUGCACUUGAUCCACUAAUUGUAGUUCUUCAUGGGGGACCACACACUGUCUCAUUGUCAAGCUUUUCAAAGCCACUGGCUUAUCUUUCUUCCCUUGGAUAUAGCUUGUUAAUUGUGAACUACAGAGGCUCAUUAGGAUUUGGUGAGGAAGCCUUGCAAUCUCUUCCAGGGAAAGCUGGAUCUCAGGAUGUCAAUGAUGUGCUCACUGCUAUUGAUCACGUCAUUAACUUGGGACUUGCCAGUCCUUCAAAGAUUGCAGUCCUCGGUGGCUCACAUGGUGGCUUUCUGACAACCCACUUGAUUGGCCAGGCACCAGAGAAAUUUGUUGCAGCAGCUGCUAGAAAUCCUGUAUGUAACCUUGCUCUGAUGGUUGGUACAACUGAUAUCCCUGAUUGGUGCUAUGUGGAGACCUAUGGUACAAAGGGGAGAGAUAAGUUUACUGAAGCACCUUCAGCAGAAGAUCUAACACUAUUUUAUAGCAAAUCUCCUAUUGCACACCUCUCAAAGGUAAAAACACCAACGAUUUUUCUACUAGGUGCCCAAGAUCUCCGUGUCCCAAUUUCGACUGGACUACAAUAUGCUCGGGCUUUAAGGGAGAAAGGAGUACAGGUUAAAGUCAUUGUGUUUCCAAAUGAUGUUCAUGGAAUUGAAAGGCCACAAUCCGACUUUGAAAGCUACCUUAACAUUGCGAUGUGGUUCAACAAGUAUUGCAAAUGAGCGGGCUAGCGAUUGAAUCAUUUGACUCCCUUCCAGGCUAGCGAUUGAAUCAUUUGACUCCCUUAAUAUUAAUGCUAUUGGGGUAGAGUGCAUUUUGUAUUUGAAAAAGAAAGGGUAACACACUGUAUUUGUUAUUGCUAUCUUUAAUUUUUAAUAAAAAAAUUGGUUCACUGAAGGAUGUAUUUUAGCUUUGGGUUAUGAAAAAGACAAGACAUUCUGAUUACUUAAAUAUAAUAAAAUUCUCAUUAUUUAUAGUUAA